Molecule: messenger RNA, 1297 nt
Organism: Ixodes scapularis (black-legged tick)
Lineage: Eukaryota; Metazoa; Arthropoda; Arachnida; Ixodida; Ixodidae
Exons: 2
Coding region: 1-645 (214 amino acids)
Source: RefSeq, a predicted model, not a curated record
AUGAUUGAAAAGGUGCCUCUACAGUUCAAGGUAGGCACCGGCUCCCAAGUCAAUCUUCUCCCGCUGUCACUCUUCCGAAGCGCCAACUCCAGGCAGCACCUGAUACCAAGUCCGGCAGUGUUACAAAGCUACAACGGCAGCGCUAUCGGCCACCUUGGAAAAGCCAGACUCACGCUCAAGUUCCAAGGAAAAGUUGUUUCCGCCGAGUUUUUUGUCGUCAAGAAGAACAGGCGUGCACUUCUAGGAUUGCCAACUUGUGAAGAGUUAGGCUUGGUGAACCGUGUGCACGAGAUCGCCACCAUCACGAAUACUCAAUCCCAAGUUCAGCGAGAAUUUCCAGCACUGUUUGAAGGCAUCGGAAAAAUCCAACGUCCCUACAGCAUCUCUUUUAAGGAAGGCACAGUGCCUGUCGUUCAACCCACCCGUAGGGUACCUCAAGCCCUCAUGGAGUCGCUGAAGCAAGAACUGAACCGCAUGGAGCAGGCAGGAAUUAUCACAAGAAUGAAGGAGCCCUCAGACUGGGAGGACAGUCUCCGGGAGAGUUGCUGUAUGGAAGAAAACUGCGAGCACAACUUCCUGAUUUCUCAUCGCACCCGAGGAAACCUGUGUGCAAGAGGCAACAAAACAAGCCUGGAACGUCGCUGAAGGACCUGAAGAGCGGUGACGUCGUCCGCAUGCGAGGGAAAGGCGGUUGGUUUGAGAAAGCUAGGGUAACAAAUUGUGCCGGGCCACGCUCCUACACUGUCCAAACCGACCGGAACAGGAUCUACAGGAGAAACCGCCGUCAUUUGUUGAAAACGUCGGAGGCAUUCAAUGAUUGCCUGGAUGAAGAUGCCGCUUCACCACAGCAGCACUCCGACGCCCAUGACAAUCCGCAGCCUUCACAGACUUCGCAGUCUCCGCAGCUUCCACAACCACACUGUAACCCAGAUACAGACCAUCGUUCCACACAUCCAUCCCCAGCAUCUGGUGAAACUUUGACAGAUGAGGCUCCAGCACUGAGAAGAUCAUCACGAAGCAGACACGCACCACGUCGACUAACCUACGACAAAACAUUUGAACAGUUUCCAUAGUUUCUUUUGUGUGUUCAUUUUUUAUUUAAUGCUAUCCGCAUUCUUUGUAUGUUAUGUUAUUUUCGUACUUAUUUUCUUUGUACUUCUUUUCUUUAAAGAGCGGAAGAUGUAUCGGUGUUGCGCGGGCGCUCGAGCAGCAGCUCGGAGCCUGGCGCGGGCUCAUGACAUAAAGCACGAGAGUCAGUUCUCUUCUGGUACCGAGAUGUGUGGACUCACAAUUAAUA